AUGGCCGACUCAAUCCAAUCAGAGUUCGUGACACUCGUAUCAUGCGAUGGCUUUGAGUUCAUUAUUCCCCGCAGUGCUGCCUGCAUCUCGGGGACUAUCCGGCGUAUGCUGGAUCCUACAAGUAAAUUCUCAGAAGCACUCAGUGGCCGCUGUGUGCUAGAGAACAUCACGGGAAUCGUCCUCGAAAAAGUCUGCGAAUACUUCAUGUACAACGAGAAGCACAAGGACCAGGCCAAUGUUGCUGAUAUGGAGAUUCAGGCGGAGCUGUGUCUAGAGCUCUUGAUGGCUGCUGAUUACUUGGAUACUUGA
Molecule: messenger RNA, 309 nt
Organism: Penicillium cataractarum
Lineage: Eukaryota; Fungi; Ascomycota; Eurotiomycetes; Eurotiales; Aspergillaceae
Product: elongin C
Exons: 3
Coding region: 1-309 (102 amino acids)
Biological process (GO): ubiquitin-dependent protein catabolic process
Cellular component (GO): elongin complex
Molecular function (GO): protein-macromolecule adaptor activity
Source: RefSeq, a predicted model, not a curated record